AUGGCCUUCGAUACGUCGUCGUGUACUAGCGAUUGGCAAUCCAAGCAAUCUCGCCAACCCGGCCCGCGUGAUGAUCUACUUCAAUCUUACGAUGACCCCAGCCUGUGGAUUAUAGCAAAUUUACAGAGCAUGAUCGCAUAUGCUAAGAGACUACAUGUGCGUGGAUGCGAUUCUCUAGUCUCCGCAUUAGCAAACCUAGUACAACAAGGAUAUACUGACCUUAGCGACAUACUUGCGUUCCCGGAGCUGUUUGCACCAUUUAACCUACUAUUCAAUAGGCUUAGACCGGUAAUCGGGGCGCUUCAAAUGCCGCUGAUGAUUCUAAUAAAAUUUUGUCCACGGAUGGUUGAAAGCUCAGGGUUCCUGGACGUACAUCAGGCACAGCUAGAUUUCAGGAUGUCUGUGCCCGCACGGCUUUGA
Giardia duodenalis is the source of this 420-nucleotide messenger RNA. RefSeq lists its product as uncharacterized. Bases 1 to 420 code for a protein of 139 amino acids. NCBI's taxonomy places the organism in Eukaryota, Fornicata, Diplomonadida, Hexamitidae. The transcript has a single exon. The record is from RefSeq and is a predicted model, not a curated record.